AUGAACUCGACCACACGUCUGGACAGCUUCAGUGAAGCUUUCUCAAAACAAGCCAUCACCGUUGGUCUCGCCUUAAUUAUCAACUGCAUCAAUGGAGCUUUUGUCUACACCUACUUUCAGAGCCAGGUCUUCCAGAGAGACUCCAGAUACGUGCUCUACAUACAUUUGGUGAUCAACGACAUGAUUUUGUUGACAUUUUCUGUGGCGCUGCAAAUCAUGACCUACACCAUUCCCCUGAGCUUUACUCCCUGCUGCCUCAUGCUGCUCGUCUUAGUCACCACCGACAAGAACAGCCCUCUGAACCUGGCUGGCAUGGCACUCGAGCGUUACAUUGCUGUUUGCCGACCUCUUCAUCACGUCCAGAUCUGUACUGUGCAGCGAGCCUACGCUCUCAUUGCACUGAUCUGGCUAGUCUCCUUCAUCCCGGGCCUCUCAGAUGUCAUCAUCCUCCUCGCCACUCAGCCCCUCUCUGUCUUUGCAAAGAGUGUCCUCUGUCACUAUUCCUCCGUGUACAACACACCGUACCACAGAGCACAAAGUGCAGCUGUCCAGGUGAAACAGUGAUCGUUACGUGAUGGACGUUCUUCCUGAUAUCAGCCGUUUCUGUUUCCUGUGUGAGCAGGUUGUUUUUGUUUUCAGUUUUAAUGUCUUUACUCAUGUCAGGUAUCAGA
Molecule: messenger RNA, 671 nt
Organism: Micropterus dolomieu (smallmouth bass)
Lineage: Eukaryota; Metazoa; Chordata; Actinopteri; Centrarchiformes; Centrarchidae
Product: odorant receptor 131-2-like
Exons: 3
Coding region: 1-564 (187 amino acids)
Biological process (GO): G protein-coupled receptor signaling pathway
Cellular component (GO): membrane
Molecular function (GO): G protein-coupled receptor activity
Source: RefSeq, a predicted model, not a curated record